This is a messenger RNA of Ornithorhynchus anatinus (platypus), 3322 nucleotides long. It is a transcript of the gene APPL2, whose product is annotated as adaptor protein, phosphotyrosine interacting with PH domain and leucine zipper 2. Gene Ontology annotation, molecular function: protein binding. Gene Ontology annotation, biological process: signaling. The record is from RefSeq and is a predicted model, not a curated record. Gene Ontology annotation, cellular component: cytoplasm; endosome membrane. The transcript has 21 exons. Bases 136 to 2124 code for a protein of 662 amino acids. Lineage: Eukaryota; Metazoa; Chordata; Mammalia; Monotremata; Ornithorhynchidae.
UCCCGUCGGGAGCUUCCCGGGCCAACGCAGUUGGUGUCGAUCUUUUUCCUGGGAGCAGCGGAGGGGCAAGGGAGGAGAAGGCUGCGGGCCCCCGCAAGGCCCCGCACCAAACCCUCCCGACCCGGGCCCGCCACCAUGCCCGCCGUCGACAAACUCCUCCUGGAAGAGGCCUUGCAAGACAGCCCGCAGACUCGCUCCUUGCUCAGUGUAUUUGAAGAAGAUGCCGGGACCCUCACCGAUUAUACAAACCAGUUACUUCAGGCGAUGCAGCGAGUUUACGGCGCUCAGAAUGAAAUGUGCCUGGCCACUCAACAGCUCUCCAAACAGCUUCUUUCCUAUGAGAAACAGAAUUUUGCUCUUGGGAAAGGCGAUGAAGAAGUAAUAUCUACUCUCCAUUACUUUUCCAAAGUAGUAGAUGAGCUUAACACUCUCCAUACAGAGCUGGCGAAACAGCUGGCAGACACAAUGGUGCUCCCUAUUAUACAAUUUCGAGAAAAGGAUCUCACAGAAGUAAGCACUUUACGGGAUCUCUUUGGCCUUGCUAGUAAUGAACAUGACCUCUCUAUGGCAAAGUAUAGCAGAUUAUCCAAAAAGAAAGAAAAUGAAAAGGUAAAAGCAGAAGUGGCCAAAGAGGUGGCUGCUGCCCGAAGGAAGCAGCAUCUUUCAUCUCUUCAGUACUAUUGCGCCCUCAACGCCUUGCAGUACAGAAAGCGGAUCGCAAUGAUGGAACCCAUGUUAGGAUACACACAAGCACAGAUUAACUUUUUUAAGAAGGGAGCAGAGAUGUUUUCCAAAAGAAUGGACAGCUUUUUAUCCUCCGUUACAAACAUGGUUCAAAGCGUACAGGGGGAGUUGGAUGUUGAAGCUGAACACAUGAGGCUGUCCCAGCAAGAAUUGCUUUCCGUUAAUGAAUCCGUUUAUACGCCGGACUUCGACGCAGCUUCUCCGCUGAUCAACAGGAACCUGAUCCAGAAGGCAGGCUACCUGAAUCUUAGAAAUAAAACAGGCCUGGUGACAACUACCUGGGAGAGACUCUACUUCUUCACUCAAGGGGGCAACCUGAUGUGCCAGCCUCGGGGAGCCGUGGCCGGAGGGCUGAUCCAGGACCUGGACAACUGCUCCGUGAUGGCGGUGGACUGCGAAGACCGACGCUACUGCUUCCAGAUCACCACUCCAACCGGAAAAUCGGGGAUAACCCUUCAAGCAGAAAGCAAAAAGGAAAACGAGGAGUGGAUAUGUGCAAUCAACAACAUCUCCCGGCAGAUCUAUCUGACUGACAAUCCCGAGGCGGUCGCCAUCAAGCUGAACCAGACAGCUCUACAGGCGGUGACCCCCAUCACGAGUUUCGGGAAAAAACACGAGAGCCUGCGCCCCAGCCAGAACCCGAAGUCCCCAGAGGUGGAAAAUGACAAGAUCGUCCCAGACAAACCAGCCACGGUACCCGAUGCCAAUGAGUUGAUUGCCCCUGGAACACCUAUCCAGUUCGACAUCGUUCUCCCAGCCACCGAAUUCCUAGAUCAGAAUCGAGGCGGCAGACGUACAAACCCUUUCGGUGAAUCUGAGGACGAGAAACAGUCUAAUGAAGAAGAUACACUUUUGCAGCAGAUGUUCAUAGUCCGGUUUUUGGGCUCCAUGGCUGUCAAAACGGACAGCACCAACGAAGUGAUUUACGAAGCAAUGCGGCAGGUGCUGGCGGCUCGCGCCAUUCAUAACAUCUUCCGCAUGACCGAGUCCCACCUGAUGGUCACCAGCAAGUCUCUGAGAUUGAUAGAUCCCCAGACUCAAGUUACCAGGACAAGCUUUGAACUCUCCAGUGUCACCCAGUUUGCUGCGCAUCAAGACAACAAGAGAUUGGUUGGCUUUGUGGUGCGCAUUCCUGAAUCUCCAGGGGAAGAGUCCCUGAGCACAUAUAUUUUUGAAAGUAACACGGAAGGCGAAAAGAUUUGUUACGCCAUCAGCUUGGGAAAAGAAAUUAUUGAGGCUCAGAAGGAUCCAGAAGCACUGGCUCAACUGAUGCUCUCCAUGCCGCUAACCAACGACGGGAAGUUUGUGCUGUUAAGUGACCAGACGGACACCGCCGACAGGAGCCCGAGUGAAAAUAAGGGGGAAGAGUCAGAAGCGUAAACUCCGUCUGCGCUGGGUGUGACGAGAACCCGGGAGAAUUUCCCUGGCAAACGGCCCCAGGUCCGCUGAUGUCCCGGAACACUGAUGUGGUUUCCAGAACGCUGACAAUCAUGUAGGGAACGUGUCGUCACCGCCCGACGCCUCGAGGGGAACGGCAGGAAACGGUUACCGUUACAUUCCCGCCCAAUUUUAAAUUUUACUUUUACCUGCUUCAAAGUACAGCCCUCUCCUAGUUUGCAUGGCAUAGCCUCUCCGAAUGAAGAUGGAAAAACUGCACUCUUUGCUUUAUUUUUUAAAUGAAGUCGUCUUUCCAGGAUCUAGUGCCCUUGUACGGGAGGCGGUAGCCUGGAUUGACAAAGAUUUGAUUUAAAAACAAAACUAAAUAUUUCCUAUUAAUAUAAUCUAUUUUUGUAUACCACCUAAUGAGCUUUUAAGUGCCUAUCACUCUUACAAGACUACAUACCAUAUAGAAGUCCGUUUUUAGUUUCGCUCUUCUCAGACACCUAGGCGUGUAUCUGAGUUGCGCAGAAAUCAGUACGAGGUGCCUCUCUGUGGGUUUUUAGGCAACUCCCUACUCUAGAUCAUGCAAUAAGGAACAUCCGUGUGUACCGUACACGUCAGGAUGGAUUCAUUUGUCUUCAACUAAGAUGAGGGGAGGAAAAGGUCGUCACGGGGAACGUGAGGCCCAGGUGGGACAGGACCCAUGCCUGGUUGCGGGCAGGGCAUGUCUGUCGUGUGGGUUGUAUUUUACUUUCCCCAGCGCUUAGUACAGUAUUUGGCACAUACUAAGCACUUAACAAAUACCAUGACUUAUCAUCAUUAAUUCUAAGGGAAAGGUAAGGAAUCUAUACCAGUCUUGUGUGAGUUUAGGUAGUGGAUCUCCAGUAAGCAGGGGUGUGAAUUUCCAGGCUGUUGCAGCUCCAUCAGUCUCUCUUCUGAGCCAAGCACACCCCACCCUUCUCAGGGAAGGGACCGGUUGUUUCAGAGCUUGAUUCCCAUCAUCCGGCCUGUUGCGAGGGUUGACGUCCUCUAUCCCUGACAGAGCUCCACCUCCCCCUUAAAACAGGCAGCCGGGGCUCAUGAUCUCGAAUUGGUACGUUUUUAAGUUUUAUGGUGACAGUAAAAACUUACAAAUGUCUUUCUAAUAAACGGGCCUAGCGACGCGCGCUAGGACGUGAUUAAAAAACUCUUGUUUCUC